AUGGCAGGCGAUUGGUCGAGGAGAGGAGGUAGGCGGAGACAGGUGAGCAGGAGGCGGGCUUUCAUUGGCUGCGCUGAAGUUGGAAAGAAGGAAGCGGUCGCUAAGGUAAGUCAGUCUGGUUGCUGGGGAGGGGGAGAAGAGACCCCCCUAAGGGAGAGGCCCUUCCUCUUCUCAUGGAGGGCUGAUAUGGGGCAGAGGCUUGGAAAAAGGAGGUCGAUGGGGCAGAAGAAAGAGGAACCCAGCGCACCUGCGGCUCCCAGCCCUGUACACCUGAGAUUUUAUUAUUUUUAUUAUUUUAUAGAUCAGUUAAAUGUCAAAUUACUUCUAUUGCCGGGGUUGUAUCCCAAGUAACUUACACUUAAGAGUAGACCCAUUCAGUUGCGUCCAGUGCUUGUCCUACUCAAGAGCAGGCCCACUGCAGUUAAUGAAUGCAAGGACAUCCACCCAUUGAAAUGAAUGAAUCUUACCUUAGCCAAGUCCAUUUAUGGGUUUACUCUGCAUAAGUCCAUUUAUGGGUCUACUCUGGGUAGGGCUAGCAUUGGAUACAUAUGUGUGUGUGUGUGUGUGUGUAUAUAUAUCAUUUGAUAUUUUUUUUUUAAGUUUUUACAACAAAACUAUUUUAUAUAUCUUCUAGUUGCUGAUGUUUCCGUUGUGAAAUCACUUCAAGGAAGUGAUCUGUAAAUUAAAUAUAUGGUUUUUAAAAAAUGGACUUCGAGGCUGCCUUUCAAAACAGGAACAUCCUGUCAAGGCAGCGUACGAAGUAUUUAAACAUAUUAAGGUGCGUGUCGAGGGACGAUUCAUUCUCCUAAAAUUGUGGGACAGAGUUGUUAAAACUGUUAUCGGUCCAAACCAGGAAUCCCAUCCUAAAAAUUAAAACCUAAGCACAACUGUAAAAACAGACGGGCAAUUUAAAAAAAUUAAAAAAUAGUAGUAGUAUUGGGUUGUAUCCAAUUAUACUCAAGUAUAUGCACUGAAACUGAUGUACCUAAGUUAUGUCAACUUCAAAGGAUCUACUCAACUGGUACCUAGAGCAGUUGGGGAAUAGGAGGGAAAGUUUUUAUUUUUUUUAAAAAAAGUAUCAAAGCCCAGACAGAGAAGGAGGUUGCAUAGUUUUGUUUUUUAGUUUUGUUUGCUUACCAAGCAAUACUGCUUGCAUCUGUUCAGAAGUAAGUCCCAUUAAGGUCAAUGGGAGUAACACCCAGAUUAGGAUUUUUCAGUGAGUUGUAUCCAACCUUAGUCCUGUUUAGAAUAGAGCCACUGAAAUGAAUAGUGAAAGUUGGGUCCAUUAUUGUCUUAUUUUUCUUAUUGAUUAUUUUAUUGUUUUACCUUUUUUGUAAAUCAUUUUGAGGCUUUUUGAUUUUGUUUUUUUAGACAAUCAAACAGUGUUAAAACCUCAUAAAAUAAAUUAAUAAGUAAUUUCAGGGAGACUACCGUGAGUCAACCCAAUAUUUCUACACGGACUUUCAGGGCAAGCCUACCCAAGACAGUUCACGCUCAUAAUUAAAACAACAGCUACUUCAGUAUACCUACAACCACAGCUUUCCAUUUACAGGCAGUCUGAUACGUGCUACUGGCUAGCUAAUGCCAGGGGGGAAAAAAUAAAACGGAGACCGCAACAGGUUAAACAUGUCAGGCACCUUGUAAAACCAGGUCAAAACAACACUUACCAAGGCAUGUUUAAAAGCCUGUAAUGAAAGGAGUCAAACGUGUAUCGCUUGAGGGGCCCACAAACCGGGGCCCUCCCAGUGAAACACGUUCCGUCCCUCCAUCCCACAAACCCGAUUGAUCUUGCUUAUUAUUUGCAUACUACUUGAUACUACUGGCCUGAUCCAGCAGGACUCUUCUUGCGUAACGAUCUGGCCAGGGAUAAGGCAGCUCCCGAUGUUCCUGGCCUCAUUUAUGGUUUAUCCACCAAGCAGCUGCUGACUCUUGCUGUCUGUUUCAGAGCUUCGCCAUGGCCUACGGGGAUGAUGGACACAACCUGAGGGAAGUGCUGGCCACUUUCAAGUCCUGUCUUGACGAGAAGUCGGAAAUCCUAAUGGACCCUUACUUAGCAGGCUGGAAAGGGCUUGUCAGGUAAGGCUGUCCACCUAGUUAGGGAACCGAGCUUAGAUCUGGCUCCACAUCGGGAGUUGGGAACCUGUGGCUGCUCAGAUGCCUAAAGCGCCUCUGCCAGUCAGUGUAGACCACACUGACCUACAUGGGCCAACACGAUGACUUACAUGGCACUUCCCUAUUUUCCUUUGUUACUGACCAAGGCAAAAAAUGGGGUCGCUGGCCCCGCUCCUGCCACCUCUCUGCAAGUGUCCUCGUGGCAUGGCAUUCAAUGUUCCCUCUUCCACCCACAAGGAACAGGAAAAGCGAGUGGGAGACCAUCAGCAGAUAGUCCUUGUCCCAGAAGAGUUGCAGGGAAGGCUGGUUGCUUGUCACAAGCGAAACUGUUGAAGCCUGCCCUCUGACUGUAAACUGUUUCUUGUUGAGACCGGCCCGCAUGGAUCUAGGUGGAAACUUCUGUCAUUCAUUCUGUUGGGUUGCGCCUCUAAACCAAGGGUGGGGACCUUUUUUCAACUCCACGGCCGCAUCUCUGCAGUGGGCAGGGCCAGAGGCAACAUCGAGUGGAGCUUCUAAUGCAUAUUUUGCCUUUCGGCAGCAGGCUAGUCUAUACACACCCUCUCUAUCCUCCUUCCACGCGUGCAAGAGCGUUAGCAGUGCUCAAGGGACACAUUCCAGCUGGUUUAUGAAGAGUAGGGCCAGUGAGGGGGUGUGGGCUGGGGAGAGGGCCAGACAGAGAGGCCAGGAGGGCUGCCUUCAAGGUUUUCCACCUUGAAGGCUCCUUGUAACCACAGGGUUCUGUUUUGCAAAGCAGGUUUCUGAACACCAUGGGCACGAUCUUCACCUUCGUUUCCAAAGAUGCGGUGGCCAAAAUCCAAAUCAUGGAGGAAUUCCGAAGCGGCCCCCAUAAGGAGAGCUACAGAACCCUUCAAUCCAUGGUGAGCUACGAGAUGGCCAACAACCUGGUAGACAUGAAGAAGAACACCGAACGCCCCGUAUCGGGCUGCCGGACAAUCCUGCGCCUCCACCGGGCCCUUCUAUGGCUGCAGCUCUUCCUGGAGGGCCUGCGGACCGGUGGCACAGACUGCAGGACGUCGGUGGUCUGCACAGAUUCAUACAAUGCCUCUCUGGCCAAUUACCACCCUUGGAUUAUCCGCAAGGCGACCACCAUUGCCUUCUGCACUCUGCCCAACCGGGAAGCUUUCUUUGAGAACAUGAAGGUGGGCAGCAACGAGGAGGCAGUGGAGAUGCUGGGAGAAGCUUUGCCCCACAUCAAGAAGCUGUACGAUAUCACACAGGAACUUUACAGCCGGCACAAACUCCUGGACCUCCCGUAG
Messenger RNA from Podarcis lilfordi (Lilford's wall lizard), 3389 nucleotides. The record is from the annotation of a GenBank genome assembly. NCBI's taxonomy places the organism in Eukaryota, Metazoa, Chordata, Lepidosauria, Squamata, Lacertidae.